GUCCUGCGCCUGCGCCGGCGCCUGCGCCUGCCAUCAUUCCUGUUCGUAAAGCUCUGCACCCAGAGGCUAAGCGAGUAUUUAGGACCCACCUCCGAGAUGCAUCGGCUGCAGGUAGUGCUAGGCCACCUGGCCGGCCGACCCGAGUCGAGCUCGGCGCUGCAAGCUGCGCCCUGCUCCGCUGGCUUCCCGCAGGCCUCGGCCUCCGACGUGGUGGUGGUGCACGGACGGCGCACCCCUAUCGGCCGCGCCAGCCGUGGCGGCUUCAAGGACACCACCCCCGACGAACUUCUGUCGGCCGUGUUGACCGCGGUUCUCCAGGACGUGAAGCUAAAGCCUGAGCAGCUAGGAGACAUCUCCGUGGGCAAUGUUCUUGAGCCAGGAGCCGGGGCUGUCAUGGCACGCAUCGCCCAAUUUCUGAGCGGCAUCCCAGAGACUGUACCUUUGUCUACGGUCAACAGACAGUGUUCAUCGGGACUGCAGGCAGUGGCCAACAUUGCUGGUGGCAUCAGAAAUGGGUCUUAUGACAUUGGCAUGGCCUGUGGGGUGGAGUCCAUGUCCCUGUCUGGGAGAGGGAACCCUGGGAAUAUCUCUUCCCGCCUGCUGGAGAGUGAGAAAGCCAGAGACUGCCUGAUUCCUAUGGGGAUAACCUCGGAGAACGUGGCUGAGCGGUUUGGGGUCUCACGGCAGAAGCAGGAUGCCUUUGCGCUGGCCUCCCAGCAGAAGGCAGCAAGCGCCCAGAGCAGAGGAUGCUUCCGUGCUGAGAUUGUGCCUGUGACAACCACUGUCUUCGAUGACAAGGGUGACAAGAAAACCAUCACUGUGUCUCAGGAUGAGGGUGUCCGCCCCAGCACCACCAUGCAGGGCCUGACCAAGCUGAAACCAGCCUUCAAGGAUGGAGGCUCUACCACGGCUGGUGAGUGCGGGCCAGGAAUAGGGCCGAUCGCGCCAACACUGGUUCCUUUCCCCAGGGCUUAUGGCGUGGUGUCCAUGUGCAUCGGGACUGGGAUGGGAGCCGCCGCUGUCUUUGAAUACCCUGGGAACUGAGGCCUGGCUGCAGGCGGCACUCACUAGAGAGUGCUACAGUGGCGUCCAGAGAGGGACGCUACAGAAGCCAUCCUACAGAAGCCAUCCGCUACAGAAGCCAUCCGCGUGGGACACUCAGCAGCGGAGGGGUGUGUCACAGCACUUUAAUUUAGAAAAUGUAAUUGAUGUCGGAACAGGAGGUGGGACUGCCCCGUCAGAUACCCGAACCGCGCUGAAGUGAGCAUGGGGCACCCAGGUUGCAAGGCCCUCUGUACCUCUGAGGGCGGGUGCAGUAAAUGUGUACUGUCUCA
Mus pahari (shrew mouse) is the source of this 1334-nucleotide messenger RNA. RefSeq names its product 3-ketoacyl-CoA thiolase A, peroxisomal-like. Gene Ontology annotation, biological process: fatty acid beta-oxidation; phenylacetate catabolic process. Lineage: Eukaryota; Metazoa; Chordata; Mammalia; Rodentia; Muridae. Gene Ontology annotation, cellular component: peroxisome. Bases 97 to 1044 code for a protein of 315 amino acids. The record is from RefSeq and is a predicted model, not a curated record. Gene Ontology annotation, molecular function: acetyl-CoA C-acyltransferase activity. The transcript has 9 exons.